UAGAGAAGGCGAAUGUAUUUUUGGGCCAUAGCAGGGGUCGGGCCAAGGAGCCGGCCCCCCUUAACGUGUCUGAGAAUCCCGUGAGGACCUCGCACUUCCCGAAAGCUUUUCCAGGCCGCGGCCCGCCUUCUGCGACUCUUCUCGUCUGUCUCCAUUUUUUGGGGGUUUUGUUCAGCCCACACAAUGACGGUGGGGAACAUGGAUAGUGUCGAGCUGUUUGAUGCUGGGGAGAAAGGUCGUGGCCUAAGAGCCGGCAGAGACCUUAGCACCGGGGAGGUGGUCUUUGCAGAGGCCAGCUUUGCCGCUGUGGUCUUUGACAGCUCGUUCAUGCAGGUGUGCCACAGCUGCUUCCGACAGCAGGCCGAGCUCCAUCGCUGCGCCCAGUGCCAGUUUGCCUUCUACUGCAACCGCACCUGCCAGAUUGCAUGCUGGGAUGAACACAAGGAGGAGUGCGCGGCCAUCAAGAAGGCUGGCAAGGCACCCGCUGAAAAUGUUCGUCUUGCGGCUCGUGUGCUGUGGCGCCUUCACAAGGACACCGGCAUCGUGUCUGACAGUCAGCUGAUCUCAGUGGAACAGCUUGAGGACCACGUGUCCGACUUGCCGGAAAAGGACCUUCAACAACUCCAGAGCGAUGUUGAGAGUUUCCUGGGCUACUGGUCCUAUGGGAGGAAACGGCACUCCGUCGACUUCAUCUCACAUAUCUUUGGCAUUAUUACGUGUAAUGGCUUCACAAUGAGGGACCAGAACGGGCUGCAAGCUGUUGGCGUGGGCCUUUUCCCCAACCUGUGCCUGCUCAACCACGACUGCUCACCCAAUUGCUACGUUGCCCUCAACCACGGCAAGUAUGUAUCACACACGACCACUGAGGGGAAAGAAUUUUGUGGCUGGUUCAGAUUGCAGCGCCGUCGUCUUCGUCAAGGCUGCUCGAUGCGGGCCCAUAGAAACUCAUUUGCCGCUUUCUUUUGCAGCCAAACUUCAUUAACAAAAGCAAAACUUGAAGCGUCAAGUAUCACUGCACUCACGAGAGCGGGCCCCCCCCCUUCAUGUGUGCCACUGCCCUGUUUCUCCUCUCAGGUGGUGAAGUUGUGUGGUGAGUGCUUGGAGAAGCAGGAGAACGUCCUGGGUGACACUCACUUGUACAAGCUGCGCGCGCUCAGCGUAGCCAGCGAGGUGCUUUCCCGCCAGCGGUUGUUCUCCGAGGCUGCGGCGUACGCUAAGAGGAUGGUGGACGGAUACACGAAGUUAUAUCCCCACAACAACGCUCAGCUGGGCUUGGCCAUCAUGCGCGCAGGCGCCAUCCACUGGCAGUCGGGCCAGACCGAGCUGGGCCACAGCUUGAUCUGCAAAGCUUACGGCAUUCUCAUGGUCACCCACGGGCCCAACCAUGCCAUCACCAAAGACUUGGAGUCCAUGCGCAUGCAGACUGAGAAGGAGUUAAAGAAGAGGAAGACGUCACCCUGAGCCACGCUGAUGUCAAGAAGCAGCUUCUCUGUGGCCUGCAGUAGUCGGAGCAGGUCAGCUCAUGUAAAAAGAUGGCUGCUCAAGCACAAUCACAGUCAAGACUGAUUGUUCAAAGCAACUGGAGGACGUGUGGAAAAAAUAAAAUGUGCUGUCGUGAUCGCGCAA
Messenger RNA from Hippocampus comes (tiger tail seahorse), 1626 nucleotides. Its product is annotated as histone-lysine N-methyltransferase Smyd1-like. Gene Ontology annotation, molecular function: protein binding. Lineage: Eukaryota; Metazoa; Chordata; Actinopteri; Syngnathiformes; Syngnathidae. The record is from RefSeq and is a predicted model, not a curated record. The transcript is spliced from 7 exons. Bases 184 to 1461 code for a protein of 425 amino acids. Gene Ontology annotation, cellular component: nucleus.